AUGGCUCAAAAGGAAUCGCCCUCAGCCGGCGAUAACAGCGAGAUGGUUUGUGGAAAUAACAUGAAAAAGUCUCUCCACACCCAACGGAUGCUGUCGGCUUUCGAUAUGGUGGGGUAUGUGACGCAAGCCCAACAUCUCAGCUCUGCUGUAGCAACGGAUUUCUCCAGCGAGGAUGAGCAAAACCAUUAUUUCGGCUCGUCGGAUGAAUCCGAAGAGUUUGGCAGCAAGUUUUUUCAUCAAGCUGCAGCUCGCUCCUACCGGGAACGUAUGUUUGACUUCAGUACGGUCGGACCCGAGCGGAUGUGGUUGAAAAAUUUACUACUCUCCGAAACGGACACCGAAAGCGAUAUCUCGGACGUGGAAGAUUAUCUCCAACGAAUGCUGAAGGAACAUGUACGAGAGAAAAAGAUUCGGGCGAGGUUCAAGGAUGCUCUACACAACUCACAGUACGCCUACUACAGUGCCGGCUUGCUGUCGGAUAAUGAUAUUUUCCCCGAACAUCGACGUACCGGAGCUGGGAAGCGGAAGUGCAAAAUUGACCAUGGCACUGGCAAAACAAAAGGUGUAAGGAAAAAGUUAAAACAUGCCAAAAAGCGAAGCGAUGUCGAGGGAAACAGCUACUCCGUCGAUGGUACCAGCUCGUCGAUUCGUGGACCAAUGUUUGGAGACAAGAAAGCGCAAAAGCUGCUACACCUACAGCGUGGCCGUCCAGUAUCAUCGAAACAUUCGGAUGGCAGUGGUUUUGAACAUCUGACCGAUCAAGACGGUUCAUCGGUGGGAGGUAAACGUGGGCGUAAAAUGCGCCUGAAAACACCGGAAGCAUUAAAUAUUCGACGGCGUAAAAUGUGGCAACUUAUGGCAAAGAAGGAAGUAGGUAAACUGCAACGUGCCAAGGCGAACAACCACAAAGACACCAUUACGAACUGUCGGCGAGUGGCGGCCCUUUGCAUGCGGGUCGCCCGCCAAAAGGCGAUGCAAUCCCAGAAGCUGAUGAAGGACACGGUUUGGCGGGCGAAACGGUUAACGCGCGAGAUGCAGGUAUACUGGAAGCGGUACGAUAAGGUUGAGCGAGAAACAAAGCGCCGCAUGGAGCGGGAAGCCGAAGAGCAGCGCAAAAUCGAUGUGGAGAUCGUGGAAGCUAAGCGCCAGCAACGAAAGCUGAACUUUCUCAUCACCCAAACGGAACUGUACGCACACUUUAUGUCGCGCAAGCUGGGCAACGUGUCGGCGGAGGAGCAGCUUAAGAUUCUUUCGCAGCUGGACGAGGAAAGCAAUCCGCGGCUAGCUGCCAUCGACAAUUACGAUUGUGAGCGUAUGAAACAGUUAGCGCAGAAGAAUGCGACUGAAGCGUUCCGCAAUGAGCGAGCCCGAACGAAUCAGUUUGAUGUGGUGAUGGAUUCCGCGUCACCGGUGAAUGACGCUUCUGCAUUAUCGCUGGAUGUGUCGAAGGUCAGCGCAACGGAUGAAAUUCCAGUGAGCAAGACCGAACCAAGCGGUGGAAUCGCUGAACUACCGCAGCCAUCCAUGUUCCGCGGUCGAUUAAAAGGAUACCAGUUGAAGGGUGUGGCGUGGCUUGCGAAUUUAUACGACCAGGGCAUCAGUGGCAUACUGGCUGAUGAGAUGGGACUUGGCAAAACGGUCCAGUCGAUUGCGUUUCUUUGUCACAUCGCCGAACAUUAUGGCGUUUGGGGACCAUUUUUGGUCAUUUCGCCUGCUUCCACGCUGCAUAACUGGCAGCAGGAAAUGGAACGGUUCGUGCCAGAGUUUAACGUCGUACCGUACUGGGGUUCACCGAACGAACGCAAAAUUUUGCGCCAGUUCUGGGAGCAGAAGCAUCUGCACACGAAGGAUGCUAGCUUUCACGUGGUCAUCACUAGCUACCAGCUCGUAGUCACCGACUAUAAGUACUUUAAUCGCAUAAAGUGGCAAUAUAUGGUGCUGGAUGAGGCUCAAGCAAUCAAAAGCUCCAGCUCAAUGCGCUGGAAGCUGCUGCUCGGAUUUAACUGCCGCAACCGACUGUUACUGAGCGGAACACCGAUACAGAAUAGUAUGGCCGAGCUGUGGGCAUUGCUGCAUUUCAUUAUGCCGACACUGUUCGAUUCCCACGAAGAGUUCAAUGAAUGGUUUUCGAAGGACAUCGAAAGCCAUGCCGAAAACAAAACGGGUAUAGACGAAAAGCAAAUAUCAAGGCUGCACAUGAUCUUGAAACCGUUCAUGUUGCGAAGGAUAAAGAAAGACGUGGAAAACGAGCUGUCGGACAAGAUCGAAAUAAUGGUGUACUGUCCGCUGACGACACGCCAAAAACUUCUGUACGUAGCGUUGAAGAAGGAAAUUUGCAUCGAAGAUUUGCUCCAUCUGACCACAGUUGGUGGUGGCAGUGGCGAUGGUCAGUCGAUCGAUCGCAAUUUUACCUCUAAUCUGAUGAACCUUGUGAUGCAAUUUCGCAAAGUGUGCAAUCAUCCGGAGCUGUUCGAGCGACGCGAUGUGCGCAGUCCGUUCUGUAUGAAAUGGAGCUACGAAUUGUCCGAGCGGCCUAUAUUUCGAAGGCAACUUUUAAUGGAGCACACCGUACCGAGUAAACGUCAUUGGCUGCAUAAUAGAUACUACAUAUUUAACGCUUUGUUGGUGCAAAGACGCAUAACCGAGGCAGACGGCAACGAUACCAGUGUACCUGUAGAAAAGAGCCGUUCCAAAGUACUCAACACUGCCGGUUGCACUGGGUCAGCGUUACGACGGAUGUCACACUCCAAUAGACGGUGGAAUGGAAAUGAAACUACAGUGACACAAGAACGGCAACUGAGCGAAUAUGUGCAUGCAUCGUACCCACCGCACGGAUGGUCGAAUAUUAUCAUUCCGGACAAACAGACGCUCGUGUCUGAUGCAGGCAAACUGGCUGUAUUAGAUUCGUUGCUGGCACGCCUUAAAGAACAAGGCCACCGUGUGCUCAUAUACUCCCAAAUGACGAAAAUGAUCGAUUUGCUAGAGGAGUAUAUGUGGCACAGAAAACACCGGUACAUGCGGUUAGAUGGUUCGAGCAAAAUUUCCGAGCGUCGAGACAUGGUGGCCGACUUUCAAAAUCGAGCCGACAUUUUUGUCUUUCUGCUUUCUACCCGCGCCGGCGGUUUGGGUAUCAACUUAACUGCAGCAGAUACUGUGAUUUUCUACGACUCAGAUUGGAAUCCAACGGUGGAUCAACAGGCGAUGGAUCGUGCCCAUCGAUUAGGUCAAACGAAGCAGGUUACCGUCUAUCGGCUUAUCUGCAAGGGUACGAUAGAAGAAAGGAUACUGCAACGGGCACGUGAAAAAAGCGAAAUUCAACGAAUGGUUAUCAACGGGGAUAAUUUCAAACCAGAUACGCUCAAACCAAAGGAAGUUGUUUCUCUACUGCUUGACGAUGAAGAAAUCGAGUUGAAGUAUCGCCAGAAAACGGAGGAACGCCGAUUAAUGGAAGAUCCUGUAGCAAAAUCGACCAAGGAACGAGAUCGUAAACAGAAGCAAUCGUCGGGAAAAGAACCGACAGGGAAAGAUCGCAAACGAACAGGGGAGCCAGGAACAACGUGUGAUGAGUCUGGUGGUUUUGGUGAUUCCGCCGCUCCAAGUCCUGCGCAAAGCGAACGUUCGAAUCUCAGCGAUAACACGAACAAAGCGUUGGACGCGCUGGACGAUUCCAGCAAUGAAGCAUCUUCGAUGUCGUUCGACAUGCACCGUGAACAGCGGGACAAUAAAGUGCGACAAGUUACACGUGGUGCUAGUAAACGAGGAAGACCUCGUGGGUCUAGAAGAGGUGGUACAGGUAGUACUAGACCGGUAGCAACCGAACAACAAGCUACCUCUGACAAAGACAACGGUCCUGCGGUUUCGUCGUUAUCUGCAGUUCCGCUAGCCGCACCGGUUUCUACCGUUGCUCAGGUGAGGCGCGGUCCGGGACGACCACGUUUAAAAACAAACGGCCCCAGCAAUCAGGGUACACGCGGUCCGUACGCACGGCAGACCAUACGGAUACGAAAACCAAUCGGCCCACUUGUCGUACCGCUGGGUGGUCAAACAACAACGGGUGGUGGAGCUAGUCGUUUGUUGCCGUCGUCGUCUCCCAGUACCCAGGCGAAAUCGGCCGCUCCAUCCAAUUCAUCCUACCUUCAUCCGGCUUCAGCACAGUCACCACACAUCGCAGCACAAUCCAAACAGCCGGCACGGGGUAGUAGUAUUGUAAACGCCGUUAGAAAUACCUCCCAAACCGUCCCUUUCACGGACAAUCCGAAAAGCCGACAGCAACCGAUACCACCGACGGAGAACGAUAGUGGUACAGAGUAA
Molecule: messenger RNA, 4311 nt
Organism: Anopheles marshallii
Lineage: Eukaryota; Metazoa; Arthropoda; Insecta; Diptera; Culicidae
Gene: Ino80
Product: chromatin-remodeling ATPase INO80
Exons: 11
Coding region: 1-4311 (1436 amino acids)
Biological process (GO): DNA repair; chromatin remodeling; DNA-templated transcription
Cellular component (GO): nucleus; Ino80 complex
Molecular function (GO): histone binding; ATP-dependent chromatin remodeler activity; ATP binding
Source: RefSeq, a predicted model, not a curated record